CAGAGGGGAGAGGACAGUGAAGAGAGAGGGAGAGAGACAAGGCAGCGUGUGAGGGGCUGCUGUGGCUCAGAAAUAAAAGUCUGGCAACUAUCUGGAGCAGCAUGACUCUCCUAACACUUGGAUUGUAUCUGCCACUGUGGUUCUGUUAUGGCCUGGCCCAGGCCUCUGUUCUGGACAGCUUUGUUUCAUUCUCAGCAGCUCUCAGGUCCCAGGAGCAGCAGAAGAGAUUCAGCCCGUGCUGUUUACUGAGCCCACCUCCGCCCCCACUCUUUCCUCCACCCCCUUCACUUUGGCGCCACCACGCUCAUAAUGAAGGCGUUUCAAAUAAUGGUGCUGGGACUGAGCUGCGCAAUGUGGACAAAGGUUCUGCCUGCGUCCGAGCCCCCCCUGGGCCUGCUGGUCCUCCUGGACCUCAGGGCCCCCCUGGAUUACCUGGGAUAGGAGGAUUUAAGGGAGAAAAGGGAGAAAUUGGAAGACCUGGGCAAAAGGGGCGGACGGGUCCUCAGGGACUUCCUGGGAAGCAGGGACCAGCUGGAUGGCCGGGACCAAGCGGGCCCAAAGGCGAGAAAGGCGACCCGGGGCUGAUGGGUUUGCCUGGAGCCAGAGGACCAAUUGGGCCGAGGGGUUUACAAGGGUUUAAAGGGGAAAAGGGCUCCCGAGGUGAUCGUGGCGAGAUCGGAGUGAAAGGCGACAAGGGCGCAAUGGGUUUCCCAGGAAUGCUUGGACAGAAAGGCGAAAUGGGUCCAAAGGGAGAACCUGGAAUCUCAGGGAACAGAGGACCCACGGGCCGACCCGGGAAAAGAGGCAAGCAGGGAGUCAAAGGGGACACGGGCAGUGUUGGUCCUAUGGGACCUGCAGGCCCUCAGGGGCCCCAAGGUCACCCUGGCCCUCCUGGUUCACCUGCCACAGGUGUUUACAUGGUUGCAACAAAGGGAGCACGUGGUCCACCGGGGCCUGCUGGGAAGUGUAGCUGCGGCUCUGUCAGCAGCUCUUCAGUUGAUGAUUAUUCCCCCAAAGGAAACUAUCUCCGAGUACCAGCGAUAUUCGUCGUAAGCAACGAGGAGGAACUGGAGCGCCUUCACACCGAUAACGCUCUCGCAUUCCGCAAGGACCAGAGAUCUCUUUAUUUCAAAGACGUUGAUGGCUGGCUGCCAAUCCAGACUUUCCCAUUCCAGCUGACUCCGUUCCAGUCCAUGGAAAACGCACCCGACGACGACGGUUACUGUGGCGACGGGAUGGUGCAGGUCUCCAGCGGGGAGGAGUGCGACGACAGAAACCGAGUCGUCACCGACGGCUGCGUCAAGUGUCGACACGCGUACUGUGGAGACGGCUAUCGCUAUGACGGGGCCGAGGAGUGCGAUGGAAAGGACUUCGGAUACCAGACGUGUAACUCAUAUCUUCCUGGGUCAUACGGUCAGCUCAAGUGCACACGAUUCUGCGUUAUUGACUCCACGAACUGCAAGUACUUCACUUGAGGAGGAAGCUGGACAGCGUAGCGGGAUCCUCCGUGUGCUGUUUGCUCGACACACUGCAGGAAUAUAUAUCCAUACACACACACACACACACACACACACACACACAAAUAUAAAUAAUAAUAACGCUCCAAGCGAAGAGACUCUGAAGAGGAAGCCAACUGAAUGUAUGACAAAAGAAAAACACAAACAUUCGUAUAUAUAUAUAUAUAUAUAAAAAUAAAUAACUGUAUUGCUGCUGAGAUGCCACGUGGCUCCCCCGGAGGUAUGGAGUCGAUCGACUUUAACCCACGACAUGAGACAAUUGCACGGGACAACUGCAGCCCGUCACCACGGGCCCGGUCGGACCGGACUCGGCACGUGCACGUGACGGCUGAUGAGCCGGACGCGCGCGGGACCGUGCGCAGGACGCGCGCGGGACCGUCACUCUCCGAACACGUGAGCCUGUGCACUCUCAUCAUCAUCAUCAUCAUCCCAUCGGCGCAGGGCUCAUUGUGAGGCGAGGUCAGCGCGUGUGCUUCGGAGAUCGGGUGGUGAUAUUAAGACCGGACGUCAUUGCCCGGUGACGGGGACACGUCAGAGUACUUCUCAGGAACCAGCAGGUGUGAUGUAGCGCCACACGGCACCGUGCACGGGCGGUCCUCCAGUGACUGUGCACCGGGCCACACAGGCAACUCAAACCAGAGCCGAUCAAGCUCCUUCCCUGUGCUCCGACGACACAUGAAAUAUACUGUAUGUGAAGGCUUGAAACUGUUACGUUCUUAAUUUUUCUGACUGCACAGGGGAGGCUGGAAUAGUCUGUAGCUGCUACUGGGGGGGGGGGGGGGGUUUCAAUUCCACCCUCCUUGGUCAUUACUGUAUUUACUCUAUUACCUCUUUAUCCAGUCGUUCUGUCUUACAGUAUAUACAGAGAAACUCAACAGUAAACUUAACAGUGUAGGUGUAGUCUGCUGUGUGCUGGGCACCAAUAGUGAAAACGACUUUGCCGAUAUAAGCUGACAUUUUCCAUAAGCUACUGUAUCAGUCACAGUGCCAAGGGAGAGCGUUUUUUCUUCUCAGACAUACUUAGGUGUAGUCAGGUGUUAUGAAGCGAUUCUUCUGUAAUAGAUAAAUAGAUAAAUAAAUAAAGCAAUCGAAAGAUAAAGACUGUUACUAUAUUGGGUCCGCAUGCUUUGUGGUACCGUGCUAAUGAUUUGUGAAACCAGCCCCAUUCUGUUUCUGUGAAUCCCCGUGGUCGUCCGCAUGUACAGCCGGUGUCUUGAGAACACGACGUUUAUGAUAGUGAUGAAUUAUGCACAGGGCUGAAACCCUGUCAGGAGACGUGUGUUGACUGUUGUGCUGCUGUGCUGUAUCGUAACUGUUACUGUGAGGCCUUUUUAAAAAAUACAUAUAUAUUAUUCACUGUGACUGGGAUAGUGAAGAGUUCAUUUUUCGUUUCAUUGCCUCUGAUAUGAUUUUUACAGUAGCUGUAUAAAAAGAAAGUGGAAAAAUAAAACGGGUAACUCGA
Molecule: messenger RNA, 2979 nt
Organism: Scophthalmus maximus (turbot)
Lineage: Eukaryota; Metazoa; Chordata; Actinopteri; Pleuronectiformes; Scophthalmidae
Gene: colq
Product: collagen-like tail subunit (single strand of homotrimer) of asymmetric acetylcholinesterase
Exons: 17
Coding region: 102-1475 (457 amino acids)
Source: RefSeq, a predicted model, not a curated record